Thermothelomyces thermophilus ATCC 42464 is the source of this 1205-nucleotide messenger RNA. RefSeq lists its product as uncharacterized. The record is from RefSeq and is a predicted model, not a curated record. The transcript is spliced from 3 exons. The coding region runs from base 114 to 1028 and encodes 304 amino acids. NCBI's taxonomy places the organism in Eukaryota, Fungi, Ascomycota, Sordariomycetes, Sordariales, Chaetomiaceae. Gene Ontology annotation, molecular function: oxidoreductase activity.
AUUCCCAUUUCCAAGGAACCAAAAGGUCCCUGCAUUGAGUCUCGACUCUGUUUCAUGUCCAAGUCACAUUAACAACCCACUCCCCACCCCGCUCCCCUAGUAAGCCUGAAACAAUGUCCGACAGAGCGAAGCGUCGUGUUGAAGCCAUUGGCAACCAGCUCUCUGGGAGCUCCAUCCCGGCCAUUCACAAGGUCGCGCCCAGUGGACCUCGAGUUGCCGGCAAAGUGGUCAUCGUCACUGGCGCAAACUCCGUCCUGGGCAUCGGCCGGGCCUCGGCGCACCAGUUCGCCGAGCACGGCGCCAGGGCCGUGUACCUGUGCGACUACGAUGACAGCAACCUCGAGGCGCACAAGCGCGAGAUCAACUCGCUGUGGCCCAAGGUCGACGUCCACACGCGCAAGUUCGACGCGGCCGACGAGAAGGCGGUGAAGGAAGUGGUGGACGACGCGCUCGCGCGGUACGGCCGACUCGACGUCUUCUUCGCCAACGCCGGCAUCGUCGGUCCCCACGCCGUGUUCACCGACAUUGACGCCGACGACUUUAUGAACGUCUUGCGUGUGAACUCCCUCAGCGUCUUCCUCGCAGCCAAGCACGCCGCCCCGGCGAUGCAAAAGACGUCGGCCGACAAGCCGAAGCCGUCGGGCAGCAUCAUCGCGACGGCCUCGGUCGCCGGGCUGCGGUCCAACGCCGGCAGCACGCCUUACUCGGCGUCCAAGGCGGCGGUGGUGUCGAUGGCGCAGACGGUGGCGUACCAGCUGGCGGGCACGGGGGUGCGGGUCAACGCGCUGUGCCCGGGCCUGAUCGAGACGGGCAUGACGGCGGUCGUGUUCGACGCGGCGCGGGCGCGCGGCACCGACGGCAAGAUCGGCCAGCUCAACCCGCUCAAGCGCGCCGGCCACGCCGACGAGAUCGCCCGCGUCGCCCUGUUCCUCGGCAGCGACGAGAGCAGCUACGUCAACGGGCAGGCCUGGGCCGUGGACGGAGGGCUGAGCGCCGGGCAUCCGUACGUGCGGGGGAGGUUGGGCUGAAGAUGGACAAUAGGGGGUUGAGAGGGGGGAGAGAGUACGCGAUGGAACGAGGUGGGUCUAAAGGAUAUUCACAAUAUGUAUCUAGUGUAUGACCUCUGCGUACAAGCCUAUAUCCCGUGUAUUGCUAUCUCCUGGAAAAUAUAGCGCUCGCAUUUGUUAAGAAAGGCAAGUAAAAUG